CGAAACUCACUGUGCGCGGCUCGUUUGUUUGUAAACAAUUGCAGCAAUAUUGAAUCAUCCUUCGUUCCUGUAUUCACAAUUUAUUCGAAUCGCUGAACAGUUUGAUUCGUCAACUUUCCUUUCAAAUGAAUUGGAACCUGCUAUUAGUGCUAAAGCAUGUAAUCUUGUGUUGUGUUUGUGUGAUCGGUGAUAAACUGGGUGAAUCCGCGCAGAAGCCGGCUCUUGUGCGAGCCUGCAUUGACAAUGCCACGCACGCCUUUAUCGGGUGCAUAGUCGCGGAGCUGGUCCUUUUCAACUUCAAACAUCAACUUACGCGACACGAGUACUCCUGGCUGCUUUUCGUGGCAACUAUUAUUUCAUCAUGCAUUGAUUUGGAUCAUUUCAUAGAAGCAAAGUCAUUCAGACUGCAGGAUGCCACCAAUCUCGACCGAAGACCAUUUCUUCACAAUUCAACGAUAUGUGUAGUAAUUUUUAUCUUAUUUAUCCUUACGAAGCGCGCUAGCAAUCAAUUGCGUAUGUUGAUUGCGAUGGCUUUCGUUGCAUUUAGCACGCAUCAUUUACGUGAUGCAACAAGGCGUGGAAUAUGGUUUAAAUCGCCUUUUCAGAACAGCAGCAGUUCGGCAGUUCCUUAUGUACUAUACAUUGCGUAUGUUAAUAUCAUUCCAAGUGUGAUCGUUUAUCUGUUGCAAACAACGGGCAGCAGCACCGUGCCAAAAAUGAAGCUAGUCGAGGUGGUGUAGAUUAAGUUGGGAGAAUACAAUGUGAUUGGAAAUAGAAAAUUAAUUUUAAAUAAAUCAAUUAUGAUAUUCUAUA
Molecule: messenger RNA, 813 nt
Organism: Anopheles arabiensis
Lineage: Eukaryota; Metazoa; Arthropoda; Insecta; Diptera; Culicidae
Product: transmembrane protein 267
Exons: 2
Coding region: 126-740 (204 amino acids)
Source: RefSeq, a predicted model, not a curated record